AUGGGGGGCGGCGCGGGCGGCGGGAAAGGCGGCGGCAAGGGACUCGACAUGAACUCCCCGCCGAUUCCGAGGAACACGACGCACAUCAAGUACCGAGCGUACACGACGGGUGACGACCUGGGCGCGGACCUCAAGGCGCGUCGCGGUCGAACCUCGCAACAACGACCGUCCCAAAUCGGUAAAACCGCGACGCAGCACGUGAAGGAGCUGACGCGGCCGACGAAGAACCUCACCGCGGGCCACCGACCGACGCCGGAGAUCAUCGAGUUCCUGAACAUGUGCGACUACACGCAUCAAGUCGAGAGCAAAGUGGACGUCGACGAGCCGCUGUUCCAGCCGUUCCCGCCGGAGGUGUCGUACCACAAGUACGACGCGUUUAAGACGUACGAGCAGCAGCUGUGGUUCCGGAACAACGACUACGUCCCGAGGAGGAUCAAAGUCGAGGACCCGCGGAGCCGGCACUUUAGCGUCAAGAGGGUGAACAAAAAAGGCGACGUGGAAUCCGGCGACGCGAGAACCGGGAAAGUCGCGCCCGGGAUGGAGGUGGCGUACAAGGUGAUCUUCUCGCCGCUCGACCAGGAAGACUACGCCGUGGAUCUCGUCGUCAGCACCGAGCGCGAGCGGUUCAUCGUCCCCGUGCGGUGCAUAGGGAACAAGCCCGCGUUGGACUUUCCGGACGUGAUCACCAUGGAACCGACGGCGGCGAAAGGGACGUCCGCGCUGACGCGCACGGUUCGAAACGUCGGCGCGAAAGCCGCCAAGUUCGCGCUGUUCGCCCCCGAGCCGUUCAGCGUGUCGCCCAGCGAGGGCUCGCUGGAGGUUGGCGAGUGCGCGCAGGUCACCUUUGGGUUCGCGCCCGACGCGUGCGGCGUCUACGAGGGAGAGAUGGAGAUCGAGAUGGGCGAAGGGCUCGACCCCGUCGUCGUCGCCCUGAAAGGCGAUGGCGUCGAGCUCGAGGUUGGGCUGUCCUCCGGGAAGUGCGAGUGCCUGCCGACGUUCAUUCACAAGACGUCGCAGCGGACGUUCAAGGUUGUGAACCUCAGCGAUCAGAUCGUUCGGUUCGAAGUCAAGAAACUCGUCGACGCGUAUCAAGAAGACGAAGCCAGGAUGCGAUGCACCGGGACGUUCGGGGACACGCUGAGAGGGCUCGCGGACUCGUACGACGAGCGCCGAGGCGGCGCGACGACGAGCGCUGGCCUGGGCGGCGCGGGAGGAAGCAGCGACGGCGACAGCGAGGGCGAGGAUGACAUUUACGGCGCGAAAGCGGUGGAGUUUGCCACGCGCGCGCGCGGUUUAGACAAAGCUCUCGCCGCGGAUCGUCUCCUGUUCGAGGACGACGACUUCACGAUAUACCCGCUCAUGGGCGAGGUCAUCCCUGGCGGGGAGACGGAGGUCACGGUGAAGUUUCACCCUUCCUCCGCGGCGGAUAUUUCGAAGACGUGUUACGUCGACGUCCAGGGAAGAGAAAACCGGCUGCCGUUGACCCUGUGCGGCGUCGCCGUCGGGCCGCUUUGCGUGUUCACGUACGACGUCUUAGACAUCGGGGACAUUUUCGUCGGCGCGGUGCACCAGUACGAGGUCGAGCUCCUGAACCGCGGCGAGAUCGAGGCGGAGUACCGGUUAGACCCGGUGAUGACGGAGAGCGGUCGGAAGUUUGCGUUUGAACCCUGCGCGGGGGUCUUAUCCGUCGGGCAAACGCAGGUGGUCACCGUGACGCUGUGCAGCGAAACGUUGGGUGACUUCGACGAGACGUUCACGUGGACGAUGGUCGGCGCGUUAGAGCCCGUGUCCAUCGACUUCCGCGGGCGAAUCAUCGGCCCGAAGUUUUCCGUGGACGCGGAAAAGAUUGACUUUGGCGCCGCGGCGUACGGGUACCGGUACGUGAAAGACUUCACGAUGCACAACGCGUGCGAGAUCCCGAUGCGGUUCAACCUGCGCGUCCCCGAGGACGUCGCGGAGAACAACGGCGACGGCGCGAGAGAGCUCGCGCUGUUCCCGCAGAGCGGGACGAUCCUGCCGUUCGGGAAGCAAGUCGUCAACGUCGAGCUCGUGUCGACGACGCCGCGCUCCUACGAAGGCUACAGCGUGAUCGUCGACGUCCCGGGCGUGGGCGACCACCUGUGGAGGGUGCCGAUAUUCGGCGAGUGCAACGUCCCGCGGCUGUCGCUGCCGUCGCCGUCGCUCGACUUUGGGCCGUGCUUCCUGCGGUAUCACUACAGCCGCAGAGUGGAGCUGACGAACCCGACGGACUUCCCCGCGAAGUUUGUCAUCGCGCCGCAAGACGAGAGGAGCAAGAGCCUCGCGCUGUGGACGGUCACGCCCGAGAGCGGGCCGAUCGCGGGCGGCGGCGUCGUCGUGCUGACGUUCACGCUGUUCACGGACAUGGUCGGGAACGUCGUCUUGCCCGUGGACGUGCGAGUCUUGGGCUCGAAAGCGCGGCCGAUGCGGAUGAACAUCGAGGCCAAGUCGCGAGGCCCGAAGCUCGUCCUAUCCGACGAGCCGGACGACCUCGUCGGGAAGUGGCGCGCGGCGAUCGACUUCGAGGAGGUCAAAGUCCUGAAGAAGAUCGACCGGACGUUCUACGUCGUGAACGACUCGUUGAUACCCGCGGAAGUGAAGACGUUCAUCGGCGGCGCGGACUCGGACUUCAGCGUGGACGUCAGGGAUAAGACGUUGGGGCCCGGCGAGUCGUAUCCGGUCACCGUGAGCGUCUUCAAAGACGAAGUCGUCGAGACGCGAGACGUCUUAAACGUCAUGGUCAUCGAAGGGAAGGACUUCACGAUCCCGCUGCGCGCGGUGGGCACCGGGUCGCUGACGACGUGCGACGACGUGGACGUCGACAACGGCGUGCGCAUGGGCGCGCAGUUUAAAGACCGACCGUUCACGAGAGAGCUCGUGGUGACGAACAACGGCAGACGCGCGCAGAAGCUCGAGUGGACCAACGUCACCGCGGACGAGUACCGCAAGGCGCACUUCGACGCGCAGGAGAGCUUCGUGAAGGCGAUGUCGAACAAGGACAACUACAACGCGGAGGACGACAUCGUGUUUCGCAUCGACCCGCCGGUGAAGACGCUUCUGCCCAAGUCCACGCACGUGUUCACCUUGACGGGCGCGGCGGACAGAGAGGGCGACGUGAUGGAGACGCUCGUGUGCCGGAACAAAGCCGCGCUGCCGAAGGAACAGAAGGAGGUCAUGAUCGUCCACGCGUCCGCGUCCGUAUCGAUACCCCUGAUGGAGUUCAGCAAAUCGCAGAUGUCGUGGACGUACGUGCACGACCCGAACCCGCACGAGCACCGCGAGACUCGGCCGUUGACGAUGAAGAACGUCAGCGCGCUGCCGAUUAGCUUCGCGUUGGACGCGGUCCCGCCGUUCUUCGUGGACGCGCCGACGUGGACGCUCGACCCGGAGGAGAGCGCGACGGUGAACGUGACGUUCGACCCGGACUACCGCGGCGACCGGAAGAGUCACUCGGUGACGAACGACAUCACGAUCGUGUACGACGAUAACCCGCACUUGGACCGCGUCGCGAUGGAGGCGUCGAUCGCGUUUCCGAACUUGAAGUUUUCGCGAGAGGAGAUCGAUUUCGGUUCCGUGUUGAACGACACGACGAAGCGCGAGCACGUGACGAUUCGGAACAGCAGCGCGCACUGCCCGGCGCGGUACGAGUGGGUGUUCGAGGUGGAGGACGAGGACCCGCACGCGGCGCUGUUCGUGAAAGAAAACGUUCGAAUCUCGCGCGUUUUAGUCGGGGAAACCGGGGCGAAACGACGCGUGAACAUCGAAGGGUCGCCCGCGAAGGUGGCCGCGCCGGAGGAGGUGUUCGACGUCCUGCCAAUCAGAGGCGAGCUCGCGCCGGGCGAGGAGGAAGAGGUUGAGAUUUCGUACUUUGCGCAGGCGCACAGCAAGAUUCGCGCGGUCGCCGUGUGCGAGGUCGAAGGCGGCCCCGCGUACGAAGUCGCGCUGAAAGCCGAGGGCAUGGAGAUCAAGUACAAGCUCGACGUCACCUCCGUCGAUUUCGGCCGCGUGAAUUUCAACGAGAAGGAAGAGCGAGGGGUGACGCUCCUGAACACCGGACGCGUGACGUUUCCGUUCAAGGUGAACGUGAAGGAGAUGGAACGAGACGUCCUUCAGGUGUUCCCUUCCGAGGGGUCGCUCGCGUCCGGGGAGUCGAUGACGUUUACGCUCGCGUUUUCCCCGGGCAUUCCGGAGAAAAUAUUCGAGACGUUCACCGUCGACGUCGCGCACUUCGAGCCGAUCGAGAUCGCCAUCAGGGGCGAGGGCGUCUUUCAGAUGAUCGCCCUGAGCCUGCCGAGGGACGUCGACGACGAGGCGGAGAAAUUCAUCGAGGAAGCGACCGAGCGGUUACGAGAGCUCGGCCCUUCCGACCUCUUAAACCUCGACUUGCGCGGCGGCGUCGAGGAACCCCCCGAGAUCGUCGUGAAGAAACCCGACGCGGAAGCGAAGGCGACGACGACGCCGUUUCGAACCACCGCGCUGACGGGCCUCCACGCGUUACGAUCGAACACGCACAACGAGUGGCGCCCCGGGAGCGCGAACGUCGCGGACGGCGGGUACGGGUACGAGACUGGCUACGGCAGCAUCGAGCACGAGAUGUUGCGAAAGACGCGCGGCGACCGGCCGAAGAAGCCGAAACACUGGCGGCCGUCGAACUGGCGGCCGAUCACGCUGCCGACGAACCGCGGCCUCACCCCGGACAUGAUGCGAGAGACGUGGAACACGCGGAUGCUGUACGACGGCGCGACGGCGCGAGGACGGGGCGAGGACGGGGCGUCGAGCGUCGGGGAUGGCGGCGACGGCUUCGCCGCGGGUUCCGUCGACGAGCGCGAGAUCGCGGACGACGGGAAGUACCACCCCACGGACGCGGAGAUCGCGUACGAGGCGGACCGACUGCGUCUGAAAGCGGAGCUUCUGCGCCGAGAGAAGGAUCGCAGAGACGCCGACGCGGAGCGCGCCGCGGCGAUCGAACGCGGCGAGAUUCCCGCGGAGUCGUCGUCUUCUCCGCCCCAGCCGCCUCGGUCGCCGGGCCUGGGUCUCAGCCCCGGCCCGCCGAGAGGGUCGCGCCCGAGCUCGCUCCCGCCGCGGUCGCGCGCGCCGAGCGCGAGCGCGCGGCCCAGCACGCUCGCGUCGCAGCGCAGAGCGGACGCGGCGAUGGUCGCCAUCACCGCGCCGCCGGUUGGUAUAUCGUCCAAGACGUGGAACUACGGCGCGCGCGUCCCCGUCGUCGCGGCGCGAUACGUCUGGGAUUUCGGCGACGUCACCAAGGGAGCGGUGCUGCACAAGCGCGUGCGCGUGCAGAACGUCAGCGAGCAGAGCAUGAGCUUCGGGUGGGACCAAAACGAGCUCGACGCCGGCGGGUUCUCCGUCGCGCCGCGGAAGAUGCCAAAACUCACGGGCGGUCCGUGGUACAGUUUCACCGACGUUUCGCUGACGCUCGACACGAACCUCGAGCACGUCGUCGAGGGGGAGCUGAAGGUGGAGGUGCCCGUCUACGUCAAGGGCGCGCCGCGAGCGAUGGUGACGCUGAAGGCGACCGUGACCGUCCCGGACGUGACGCCGUCCGAGGAGACGCUCGAUUUCGGCGACGUGAGGGUCGGGCACGCCAAGGUUAUGUACUUUCAGCUCGUGAACGAGAAGAUCGUCGCGUGCGAUUGGGGGGUGAAGCGCCCGCCGCGGCAGCAGGUGGCGUACGGGCAAGUUCGAGACCCGCCGCCGCCGUUCAAGUUCGCGCCCGCGCGCGGGCGGCUCGAGCCCGGGGAGCGCGUCACGAUCAAGUGCAAGUUCGCCCCGGACUGGGUCCCCCCGAGAGGGUGGAACUAUCACGCGGCGAUUAAGGUUUCGCACAACCCGAAAAACGUAAUCGUGCGGUGCGUCGGCGCCGGCCACGCGCUCGGCGUGCGGUGCGACCCGCCCGAGCUCGACCUGGGGUCCGUGCUCCCGCAGGCUGCCAUCGCGGCGCUCGCGGCGCGACCGAGGCCGGAGGACAUGCCCGAGGACGAGGAGCCGCAGCUGUCCGCGCCAGUGGUGCGGGAGAAGACGGUGUGGCUCGUCAACGAAGGCGAGGAGGACGUGGAGGUGUUUUGUCCGGAUUUCGACGCGCGGCAUCUCGCGGACGAGGACGCGCUGAGACACGCGGAGGGGCUCGAGGAAGGCAAAGAGGGCGCGCGGUUGUUGCUGCCCACGCGCGAGGCUGGCGAGGGCCUCUGGCCGCACAUUCUCGAGGCGGACGCGAAGCGACGCGAGGCGGAGGAAGCCGCCGCCGCCGCGGAAGCCGGCGAGGACGCGCCGCCUCCCGCGACGGAAGAGGUAGGCGGCGAAGUCGGCGAGCUCGAAUCCCCCGAGGAGGGCGAGGGCUCCCCCGAGGACGCCGCCCCGCCGCUUCUCGACGCGGACGGGACGCACAACAUCCUCCUGACGUCCGCGCCCUUCGCGUCGCCGUGCGCGACGGAGGCGUUCGCCGCGAAAUAUUUCGUGCCCGUCUUGAACGUCGACGAGUGCGUCGACGCCGCGGCCGAGGCGUUCGGCGCCGUCGGCGACGCGGUGAGGAAAGAACUCGGUCUCGCGCCGCUCGUCCUCGAGGGCGACGUCGUCGUCGAGGAGACGACGACGACGCCGCCCGCGCCCGCGGAGAACGGCGACGGCGACGCGGCGGAGACGACGACGGCGGAGGAGGAGGAGGAGGAGAAGGAGGAACCGAGCGACGGCUUACUCAAGUCGGCGACGCUGACGGCCGUCCUCCAGGCUGAGAUCGCGGCGCGGUACUCCGAGUCAGGCUUCCUCGUCGACGGCGUCGCGUCCAGCAAGGCGGCGCCCGCGACGGUCGCCGCCGCGCUCGCCGCCGCCUUCGGCUUCGCCAUGGUGGACGCCGCGCCGCCGGAGAAGCCGGAGGACGCGCCAGAGGACUGGACGCCUCCGGAGAUGGAGGAGGGCGUGUUCGUGCUCAAGGGCGACGGACUCAAGCGACUGACGGUCAUCUCCCUCGACGUGAGUGACGAGGUGGCGGGGAAGCGCGAGAAGGCGGCCGCGGACGCGGAAGCCGCCGACGCGGACGCAGCCGCCGACGCGGACGAAGCGCCCGCGCCCGAGGCCGAGGCGCCUCCCGCCGAGGCCGAACCGCCCGCGGAGGGAGAUGCCGACGCCAACGCCGACGCCGAGGCGGACGCCGAGGCGGAACCCGCCGAGUCACCGGAGGAGCCGUACGAGUACGCGAAAGCCGCGGAGGCGGAGGCGCACCGCGUCCUGAUGACGGAAAUUCUUCCGCUGUUCGGCAAGCCCGGCGCGCCGGAUAACCACGCGAUCGUGUGCGUCGUGGACACGAACGACCUCGCGGAGUUCACGCUCGACGCGGUCGUGGAGCUCGGGAUGGAAUCGUGCGCGCUGCCGAUGCCGCCGCACCCGCCCGAGUGGGUCCCGCCGCCGGAGUUGUACGAGGUGGUGGAGCGUCCGGCGGAUCGGUUCCCGAGAAGGGCGGUGACGCACUUUGAGAUUCUCACGCCGGCGAUUCAGCCGCGCUGGCCGGGUCUCGGGCCCGAGGAGGAGGAAGACGCCGCCGACGCCGACGCCGACGCCGACGCCGGAGAGGCGGACGGCGAGGGCGCGCCGCCCGCGGACGCGCCGGCCGAGACGGACGCGGAGCCCGCCGCCGACGGAGACGCGACCGAGACGGACGCGGCGGCGGCGGAGGAGGAGGAGGAGCCGGAGGUCGUGAUGGAAAAAAAGUCGCGAUGGAUCAUCCCCGCGGGGAACGCGGUGCAGGUCGUGAUCCGGUUCACGUCCGAGGACUGCGGGAACUUCUUCGAGGAGAUCGGGUUCGAGGUUGUCGGCGGGAAGCGGGGCGUCGAGCUCGGCGCCAGCGGCGCGUGCGACUACCCGAAAAUUUCGGACAACUACCGCAACGUCUACUACAAAAAGACGAAAGUCCGACCGUCCUCGCCGGACGUGCGCAAGACGUUCGUCAUCUCCAAAGACCCGACAAUCCCGGGGAAGUACGAGUUCGGCCCGCUGCUGUGCGACCGCCCGAAGGUGGUCGUACCCGCGCCCGCGGGGGCGUCGACGGCGCCGGUGGCCGAGGAGGGCGACGACGCGCCGCCCGCGGAGGGCGACGACGCGCCUCCCGCGGAGCCGCCGGCGGAGGAGCGAGACCCGGAGCAAAACGUCGAGAAGUUUCGUAUCACGAACAACGGCCUCUUCGACCUCACCGUGGACUUCACCGUGGACGAAGAGGGCGUCCCCGCGCCCGGCGAAGAGACGGGCGCGGAGGACGAGAAGAAGCCCACCUUUACGGUGUCCCCGAAGCGCGCGACGCUCGCGGUGGACGAGACGCGCGAGCUCGUCGUCGUCGCCACCGCGCGCGAGGUUGGCCUCCGCGAAGCGCGCGUCGUCGCCACCGUGGUGGACAACCCGACGCCGUUCGAGUUCCCGGUGUCGUGCGUCGGCGUGAAGCCCCGCGUGAAGCUGGCGAUCAAGGCGGACGAGGAGGACGCCGCGCCCGCCGCGCCGCCAGAGAAGACGCGCGAACCCGCCGCCGACGCGGCGGAGGGAGAGGAGGGCGCGCCGCCCGCGGAGCCCGAGCCCGAGCCGGCGCCCGAGCCGGCGCCCGAAGAGGACCUCGACGCGGAGCCGGAGGAGCUCCUCGUCGAGUUCGAGCGCUUGCUGUGCGGCACGAAGGAGACGAAGACGCUCGUGAUUAAGAACCCGACGUUGCUCCCCGUGCGGUGGAAGCUCAACCUUCCCGAGGUUGAAACCCCGGAGGAGCCGGAGCCGCCCGCGGAGCCGGAGCCGCCCGCGGAGCCGCCCGCGGAGGGCGAGGCGCCCGCGGCGGACGCGGCCGCGGCGCCGGAGCCCCCCCCGCCGCCGAGGCCGGACUUUGUCAUCUCCGAGACGGAGGGCGUGCUGCCGGCGCUCGGCGAGACGCUCGUGAAGAUGUCGUUCAGCUCGGAGGAACCGAAGGAGGCGGAGCUCGCGUUCACGCUGGACGUGUUCGACGAGAAGUCGCUCCUCCCCGCGGCGAGGUCGCACCCGAUGAAGCUCACCGCGGAGGCGUUCACGAUCGACAUCGACGUCAAGUACCCGGGCGAGGAGGAGGACGCGUCCGGGAUCGACUUUGGGCUGGUGAAGGCGACGGAGGAGGCGGAGAGGACGUUUUCGUUUGCAAACGCGGGCAAGUACGCGGUGCGUUACGCCUUUGACGUUCGAAACGCGAAGACCGCGGCGAUGCUGACGCUCGAACCCGGCGAAGGCGACGUCGAGCCCGGGGAGUCCGCGGAGAUUAUCGUCAAGUUCAACGCGAACAAACUCCUGGACCGCGAGGUGACGCUCGUGAACAACGCGGACGUCGGGCUGAUGAUCUCCGAGCCGGUGACGGGGGCGAAGCGCGACCGCGUCCCGAUUCGCGUGUCGCUGCGCGCGGCGUUUACCAAGUACCAGAUCACCCCGCUCAAGGGCGUGAACUUUGGCCCGCUGCUGUACAACACGACGUCGGAGCCCAAGACGUUCGAGGUGGCCAACGUCGGCGAGUUCCCCUUUGACUUUAACCUGUUCAACUACGGCGCCGCGGGCACGCUCGCGGAGGGCGAGGAGCCCGAGUUGGACGAGGACGGCAACCCGAAGAAACCGGGCCCGCCGCCGAAGACGGAGGGCGAGAGCCUCGAGCUCGGCGCGUUCACGGUGACGCCGCCGACGGGGACGAUCGAUCCCGGGGAGAACGUCACGAUCACCGUCGUGUUCGCCGCGGAGAACGACCGGAAGUUCACCGAGCUCGCGGGGAUCGACGUCACGGACAGAGACCCCUCCGAUCAGCCGCUCGGGAUUCCGUACGAGAUCGCGGGCGAGAGCUGCAUCCCGGGCAUCGACUGCGAGGACGUCGGGAACAUCUUCGAGGAGCAUAAGAUCGUCUCCGCGCUCGAUCCGUUCUCGCCGGAGGGGUGCGUGUUCGCGAAGAGGGACAAGGUGUUCUCCUUCGGCGCGGUCAUCGCGCGCGCCGCGGCGGAACCCCCCGAGGGCGGCGAUGACCCGGAGAGGCCGCCGGAGACGGACGCCGAGUUCACCAAACGCGGCGGCGUCGUCGCGAGCUUCAAGAUGUCCAACCCGAACAAGGUACAGUGCACGGUCGACUUCACGGUCAAGCCGAGAGGCGACGACGCGACCCCGGAGGGGUCGACGUUUCCGAUCACGAUCUCCCCCGAGACGUUGGAAAUCCCCCCGCACGAGCACCGGUACAUCCGCGCGCGUUUCCUCCCUCAGGAGAUGACCACGUACGCCGCGACGUUCGACGCGAUCGUGCGCGAGGGCGGCGACCCGAAGACGAAGCAGUUCAGCUGCGAAGUCAGAGGCGACGGCACGCUCCCGCACGUCUCCGUGGAGGAGCCGAGCGCGUUGUCCGAUGACGGCAAGCCGCGGCUGGCGUUCCCGCGUCUUUUGCUCGGCAAGUCGAUCACGAAGCCGAUCAUCGUUCGAAACAACGGCGUCGUCCCCGCGACGUGCCGGCUUGACAUGCCGUUCUCCGAGCACUUCAAAGCGCUCGGGGUUGGGCAGACGGUCACGCUCGCGCCGGGCAAGGCGCACGUCGUGAGGGUCACGUUCAGCGCCGGGGACGCCGCGGGGGAGCGCGAGUGUUCGCUGCGAUUAAACGUCAAGGACAACGACUUCGCGUCGCAGACCAUCUCCGUCGCCGGCGUCGGGUACGAAGAAGAGAUCGUCUUCGUCGGCCUGCCCGAGGGUUUAGACGACGAGCUCAGGUUCGACGACGGUCCGAUCGGCGACGCGCGGUCGGUGACGUUUUAUAUCAAGAACGUCGCGAAGAAGCACGUCCGAUUCGAGUGGCCGGAGGAGGACGCGGAGAACCCGCCGGAUUUCACGUUUAAACCUCGCGUCGGGCACCUGCACGUCGGCGCUUCGAAAGCGAUCGAGGUGACGUUCACCCCGAAGGAGGCGGUCAAGCACGACGCGCUAGACCUGGGGUUGACGCUCACGCCGAUCGAGUACGUCGAGCCCGCGCCGGAGGCGGCGGAGCGCGAGGCGCCGCCGCCGCCGACGCCCGCGCCCGCGAUCGAUUGGGACGACUCGAAGACGGUCGACGUCGAGGUCCCGGUCGAAUCGGAGGAGGGCGCGGAGGACGCGCCGCCGCUGGCGCCGCCCGUCGAGGGCGGCGAAGAUGGCGCGCCGGCGCCGGCGCCGGUUCAGACGCGAACCGUCGCGCAGCCCGCGCCGGAGCCGCACCACGUCUCGACCCUCGCGGAGGGCGAGACGCCGAAGACGACGACGUUGCGAACCUUCGCGAUCGCGGACGACGCGCGGUUCGAGUGCGACGUGAAACCGAUCGCGUUCCGGCCGACGAUGAUGUUCCAGACGCGGACGUUCUCGUUCCCGCUGAAGAACGCGUCCACCGCGCGCCUGGAUUACGACUUCCAGGUGCAAGAGCCCGGCGGCGGCGAGAUCGACGACGGCCCGUUUGAGAUUCGACCGGCGAGCGGGUACGUCGACGCCGGCGAGACGGCGACGAUCACCGUGCGGUUCUCCCCGACCGAGGUCAUGCCGUGCGCGCGUCAGCUCGUCUGCGCGUUCCCGAACACGAACCUCGGCGAAGGGAUGACGCCGCUCUCCGUGCCUCUGAACGGGAAGGUGUUGCGGCCGUGGUGCCACUUUGAGCUCGCGGAGAGCUCGUACCUGUCGUCCGGUCGACGCGCCGUAGGCCUUCCCGGCCCCGGCGGCGACACCGGGCCGUUAGACCCGAUGACGAAAGUCCUCGAGUUUGAAUCGCUCGGGACGAGGGUCAAGAACACGCGUCGGUUCAUGGUUCUGAACCCGACGUCCGUCGCGUACGAGUUCAAGUGGGACGCGGUGUCCUCCGGCCCCGCGGCGCCCAAGUCGGCGUUUCGAUGCCUCACGUCGGGCGGGACCAUCGCGCCCGGGAAAAAAUACGAGAUGGUCUUUGAGUACACGCCGACGACGGAGGACCUCGCGGAGAGCUUCUUCGACUUUACGAUCGAGACGAGAGGGAUCAAGGUGCCGUUCUGCCUCGUCGGGAACGUCGUCGAGCCGUCCGUCGCGUUCGACGUCUCCACGAUCAACUUUGGAAAGACGCUCGUGGGGUCCAAGGUUGUCGAGACGGUGUAUCUGCACAACAACGAGCACAUCCCGUUCGGGUUCACGCUGGAUAAGUCCACGUACGAGAUACCUCUCCCCGGGUUCGUCGGGGAGAGGCCGAAACGACCCGCGCUGAGGUUUGAACCCGACACCGGGGUCAUCGCGCCGCACACGUCCGUGCCCGUCUCGAUCACGUUCCAACCCGGGCUGGAGAAGGCGCUGAAUUUCAACGUCGCCGCCGUCGUGCACAAAAAGCCGACGCGGCUGACGUUGAACGUCAAGGGCGAGGGCUACGCGAUCCACGAGAUCGUGGAGCUCGACGUCCCCGCGGUCGGCGGCGUGAACACGACGACGCUCGCGCCCGCGCCCGGGAAGAACGCGCUCGACUUGGGGCAAGUGCUCGUGAACGAGAGGGUGCUGCGGGAGAUCACGUUCGUGAACAGAGGGGAGAUUUCGUACGAUUUCGCCUGGGACGCGGGCCCGAACCCGAGGGUGACGAUCACCCCGCCCACGGCGACCGUCGGCAAGGGCGAGCGGCUGACGUGCCAGCUGGAGUACGCGUCGAACGGCGUCGCGUCGUUGGUGGACUAUCCCGUGACGUGCGCCAUCGUGAACGGCAGAAGGUACGCGCUCGCCUUGAACGCCGUCGGACAUCGACCGAAGCUGCAGUUUUCGUGCCACGCGCACGACUUUGGCGCCGCGUUCGUGCACAAGCCGGGAAUGACCCCGCUCGUGCACGACCUCGUCGUGAAGAACAACGACAAGGAGCCGUACGAGAUUGACUGCUUGUUCGACCACGCCUCCUCGCCGUGGCUCGCGGUGGGCGACUCCCCCGCGAGCUUGCAGCCCGGCGCGGAGGCCAAGGUGCCGCUGACGUUCACCCCCGACGCGGCCGAGCGGUACUCGACCGUCGUGCCGUUCCAGGUGAACGGCCUGUACGUCGUGAACGUGUCCGUCAAGGGCGAGGGCGUCCCGCUCAGGGUGGAGAUGAUCGAUCGCCCCGUCUCCGGGGACGUCCCGUUUGGGCGCCUGCGCGCGACGCAGUCGGCGACGCGCGAGUUCAAGUUUGUCAACCGAUCGCGCCUCCCCGCGACGAUUCGUUUGGACGACGCGUGCGUCGAGGCGCUCGAGCAGCACGGCGUGACGCCGGCGACGAAGAAGGACGCGGGGGCGAUCGUGAUCCCUCGCGGGGGCGUCGGCGGGGUGUCCUUGACGUACGCGCCCGCGAGGCGUCAGCGCGAGUUUACGGAGGAGGUCAAGGUGAUCGUCGAGGGCGUCCCCAGGGUCGUGUGCUCGCUCUCCGGCGCGUGCCUCGGCACGGAGCUCAAGCUCACGACGGAGACGGUCGCGUUCGGCACGUGCACGCUCGGCGCCGCGUCCACGAGGCGCGUGCAGCUGCAAAACACCGGCGACGUCCCGACGAAGUUUACGUUCGACCGGUCGAGGUUCACGAGAGACUUCACGAUCUUCCCGCACACGGGCGUCGUCGCGCCGGACACGAACGCGAAGAUCGAGAUCACGUUCCACCCCGCGGAACUCUCGGACGAUAUCCGAGCGGAGAAGAUCCCGUGCGUCGUCGACGGCGGCGAAGACCUGUCGAUGACGCUCACCGGCGCGUGCGCCGAGGCGGAGACGUCGGAUGAGAAUAAACUCUCCUUCCGCGUCAACGUCCGAAGCGAGGCGACGCAAUCCAUCUCGGUGACGAACCCGACGGACACGCCGUGGACCCUCUCUCCGACGUUCACGACGGCGACGACGGAGACGGAGGGCGGCGGGGAUCGAACCGGCGGCGCGUGCGAGCACUGGCGAGGGUCGGAGGUGAUCGUCGUCCCCGCCGGCGGCGACGCGACGUACGACGUCGUCUACGCGCCGCUGGCGAUGUCCACGGAGGACGCCGCGCACCACGCGACGCUGUCGAUCGCGCUGCCGGACGGCACCGUUCAGGCGCACGCGCUCGAGGGAGUCGCGGACGCGCCGGAGCCGAGCGGCAGCGCGAGCGCGGAGGUGAAGGCGAAGUCGCCCGGCGCGGUGUCGCUCUCGGUGCGCAACUGGCUCCCUCGGCGGCAGCGGUUCAGGGCGACGGUGGAGAUCGACGGCGCGCCGGACCCGUCCACGACGCUCAGAGGGCCGGACUACCUCGACGUUCCCGGCGGCGCGACGCGCGAGUACAAGCUCGGGUUUUACUCGCACAAGGAGGGCACGACGAGGGCGAAGGUGACGUUCACGAACGAUGAGACGACGGAGUACGCGUUUUACGACGUGUCGGUGACGUCGACGCCCGCGGACGUCGUUCGCGUCGUGGACAUCAACAGCACGGUCCGAAUGCGCGCGAGCGCGGGGAUCACGCUGCACAACCCGCUCGACGUCGCGGUCACGCUCGCGGCGUCGUGCGAGUCCCGCACGGCGACGACAGAUCCGUCGAUCACGAUCGAGCCGAGGAGCAAGGCGACGUUCAACGUCAACUACCGACCGCUCGUCGUAGAGAAGAAUUUGGAGGUUCCGCUCACGUUGACGUGCGACGAGCUCGGGACGUUCGCGUACACGCUCGUGCUGUCGUCGUCGCCGCCGCCGCCGGAGCGCGGGCUGACGUUCAGCGUCCCGCUCGGCGAGAGAGAGACCAAGGCGUUCAAGUUUACGCACUUUCACCACGAAAAGGCGGACUACGACGUCUCGUUCACGACGCCCGACACGGCGACGGAGUUCUCCUGCCCAGCCGCCGUCGCCGCGCACCCCGCCGGGGACGACGGCAUGGAGGCGGAGGUGGAGGUGACGUUCGAGCCCGAGCGCGUCGGCGGCGGCGUCAAGGCGACGAUGCGCGUCGUGUCCGCGGACGCGGGAGAGUACGUCUGCCCGGUGGUGGGACGGUGCACGCCGCCGAAGCCGCGCGGGCCGAUCGACGUGCGGGGCGGCGCGGGGGCGGUUACGUUUAAAAACGUCUUCGCGACCGAGUGCGAGUUCACGAUCACGUCGGAUAACCCCGCGUUCGAGGUGGCGCGGACGGAGACGAUCGCGGCCAAGACGGAGAAGGAGAUCGCGGUGAAGUUUACGCCGGGCGACGACGCGCCGAAGACGGCGAAGCUUCUCAUAUCGUGCGACAAGGUUUCGACGCCGUUCGUGUAUUACCUGAGAGCGACGGGCGCGUGA
Molecule: messenger RNA, 15246 nt
Organism: Micromonas pusilla CCMP1545
Lineage: Eukaryota; Viridiplantae; Chlorophyta; Mamiellophyceae; Mamiellales; Mamiellaceae
Exons: 2
Coding region: 1-15246 (5081 amino acids)
Biological process (GO): axonemal central apparatus assembly; cilium movement
Cellular component (GO): axoneme
Source: RefSeq, a predicted model, not a curated record